ACUUCAACGGAGCUCAUGCAAAUGCAUAUGCAGCUAUAUAAUAUAAUAAAAUGCAUGGCGCUGGUAACUUUGCAUUGCCAAAUCGUUCUCCAACGGAGAAUGCAUAUCUAACACACAUUUUGCACUUGCGGAGAGAGGAAAUGUAAAAAUACGUUCUCUCUCUCCUCAAACGCAUCUCUGCUCGCAGCUCGCACCAACCGUCAAGAAGCGGAAGGCGACUCCGGCCUGGCGAAGUGAGUGAAGCUAGUUCACUCCGGGGAGACUAGGAAGUACGGCGCGGUUGUCCGACGGCCGGCGACGAGAUCAACCACCAGUGCAGCUGCUGCAGCUUCGGCGGAUCUUGAAGAGCACAGUUUGCUACAUCCCAACAGAAUUAUGAGUACCCUAGCAGUCAGGAGGUGCAAAAUUCUUCACAGUACAAUUUUGUUAUGCCAACACAACCAUUGCCAUCCCCUACACAAGCAUAUUCUAGGACUACUGGAGGUGAUGAUCAGGACAUAGAGGAAGUUCGCCGUCCAACAACCAAAAGAAAGGGCAAGGAGAAGGAAGUUCCUCGGAGGGGUAGUAAUUUUUCCAAGGAAGAGGAUGUUGUCUUAUGCUCUGCAUGGCUGAACGUCAGCAUAGAUCCCAUAAUAGGAGCUGGACAGAGUCAAGGAGGUUUCUACAAAAGGAUGCAUGAGUACUUCAAUGCGAACAAGCCACAAGGUAGCACAAGAAGUCAAAAUGCUAUACAAAACAUAUGGCUAUUGGUCCAGAAAUGUGUUAACAAGUUCUGUGGCAUAAAGUCAGCUAUUGAUCGGAGGCAUGAGAGUGGUAAGAACGAGGCAGACAGGAUUGAGGAUGCAAUCAACAUGUACGAAAGGAAGGAACCAUUCCAGUUCCUUCACUGCUGGAAAAUUUUGAGAGACCAAGCAAAAUGGAACGACAAGCUACUGGAGCUCAACAAUAAUGGAGGGAAAAUCAAUGAAGACAAUGUGGCUGAACCAGGUUGCGAGGGCGAACUUCCAUCUGAAAACAAUGUGCAUGAUAGGCCAGAGGGUCGAGAUACUGCCAAACGUAGAAGCAGAAGGGAAUCUGAAUCAUCUGCCAGCACUGCAUUUGAAGUCCUACAGCGCAUACAUGACAACAGGGAGAAGAGCCAGCUGAAAGAAGAGGAACAACUACAACAAAUUUUGAAUAGGAAAGAUGAGAAGUUGAACCUACAAAGGGCGGUGCUCAAAGUCCAUAUGGACGCCAUAGAGUUGAAAAAGCAGGCAAGAGAGGAGGACUUGUUGCUUCGAAAACAGGAACAUGAGCUGCUGGCCAAGCAAACCGAGGCCCAGCUGCUCACAACUGAGGCAGGCAUCAUGGCAGUUGAUCUGGAAAAAGUGGCACCACAUUUCAAGGAAUAUUACAUCGGCAUGCAGUGACAACGUCACGGAUUUGGAUCUUCUAGCAGCAAUAAUUCUUGACAGCAACAUGUUGCCUACUUGAACUAUUGUGUUUUCAUUAUUCUGUACUGAUGUACUACUUGUGUUUGUUGUUAACUGGAGCACCAAAAGACUUAACCAUGGUGGCCCAAUAUAGAUAUAUUCCAUCUGCUACAUAGUAUCCUAAACUGUAAGUGUUGCCGUUGACAUUGAACUCCACUUCAGGAGCUCUUCCAUUAGCCAAAUCAUCAAAUAGAGGUGAUCGUUGCAA
This is a messenger RNA of Panicum virgatum (switchgrass), 1680 nucleotides long. Its product is annotated as glutathione S-transferase T3-like. The coding region runs from base 429 to 1409 and encodes 326 amino acids. NCBI's taxonomy places the organism in Eukaryota, Viridiplantae, Streptophyta, Magnoliopsida, Poales, Poaceae. The transcript has 4 exons. The record is from RefSeq and is a predicted model, not a curated record.